AUGCAGUCCCCUGCUGACAAACAGGCUAUUGGCCCCUCCACCACUGCUAAACCUAGCAAACAUAAUAUUACAGCCCUGCCUACAGGCACUGCGGCCAUUGGGGGUGGUGAGGAAGAAUCCCAGGACCACACAAACUCAGAGGAUUUCCAGGCGCUCCUGGAUGCUACAAUGAACAAGUCAGCUACACAGGCCAUUUUUAAUGCCAUGGGAGUGAUGUCGGACACCCUGUCACAUACUAUCUCCUCUGCUAUCAUGGCAUCUGGCAGAAACCCUGGCUCAGCACCCCCUAUAACCUCUGAUACCAAGCCAAUGGUCCCUAGCGGUCGCAAGGCUACAGGCAAAUCACACCAUCUAACCGGUGUCACCUCCAAAAUCAGUGUGACGGACAGGUUGCGCCCUGUCGAAAAUGAAGACGUGGUGCUCCCAAGUAAGAGAUCCCUCCACCGGGAAAAAGCGGUGCGGAUUUGGAAGAGGGCAAAAGCUCUACCUGAUUCAUCCGACUCCGAUUCGGACUCAGAGGAGGUUUCAAAUAGGUCCGAUGCCAGCGACCCGGUUGACUCAGACAAUUCAUCCCCUGAACGCAGCGAGCCUGCACCCCCCGCGAUAGACGCUGACCAGGAAGCGGAUGAAUCCGCGAUUUUAGACCCCCAAAGGGAACCCCUCUUUGACCCCGACACCCUGCAAAAAACUACGCUCGGAGGAAUGCUAUCCCAUAACUCAUGUGGCCAUCUAUAUAGCGACCAGGGUGAGAAAACCCCUUGA
This is a messenger RNA of Pelobates cultripes (western spadefoot toad), 762 nucleotides long. NCBI's taxonomy places the organism in Eukaryota, Metazoa, Chordata, Amphibia, Anura, Pelobatidae. The record is from the annotation of a GenBank genome assembly.